Messenger RNA from Maudiozyma saulgeensis, 2445 nucleotides. NCBI's taxonomy places the organism in Eukaryota, Fungi, Ascomycota, Saccharomycetes, Saccharomycetales, Saccharomycetaceae. The record is from the annotation of a GenBank genome assembly.
AUGUUAUCAGUUGAACAAAGGUAUAAUAUUUGCCUUAUGGCAGAAACUCACCCAAAAUGGACUCAACAAGAAUUAGCAAGAUGGGCUUACGAAACUUUUCAAUUACCGAAAAUUCCAUCACAAGGUACAAUAUCAAGAAUAUUAACUAAAAAAUCAACAUAUAUGAAUACAAAAGAACACGAAAAGGAUGUAAACAGAAUUAGAAAACCAAAUAAUUUAUUAGUUCGUAGGAUUUUACAAGAAUGGAUUAAUCAAAGUUUGUGGAAUGGUAUACCAAUUACUUCACCAAUUAUACAAGAAACUGCUCAUGCAGUUUGGCAAAGAAUUCCAUCAAAAUAUAGAGAAGGUAAUGGAUCUUUUACUUAUAAAUGGAUUUCAAAUUUUUUAGCUAAAAUGGACGUUAAUGUUUCAAUCUUAGAUGAAGAAAUGCCAAAAAUUCCAAAAAUUUGGACUUUUGAAGAAAGAAGUUAUUUAAAAGAAUAUUUCUCGAAAUUACCUGCAACUGAUGUUUUCACUUUAGAUGAAACGUUUUUAGCUUAUAAUUUACCAUUAGAUUAUGCACAAUAUGAAAUUAGUAGUAUUCAAAGAAAAGUUGAAGUUGCAACUGUAAUGUUAUGCGCAAAUUUAGAUGGUACAGAAAAAUUAAAACCUUUAGUUGUUGGUAAAUAUGAAAAUUAUAAAAGUUUUAGAAAUUAUUUCCCAAAUGAACCUUUAAGCUCAUUAAAUCAAUCAAGUUUAGGUGAUAAAAUGGCAAAAAAAUUUGACAUUUCUUAUCAAAGUAAUACAAAAUCUUGGUUAACGAGUAAUUUAUUUCAUGAUUGGUUAGUCAGAUGGGAUAAACGUUUAGUUGCAUAUAAUAGAAAAAUUUGGAUAGUAUUAGAUGAUUCAUGUUCACAUAGAAUUAUUAAUUUACAUUUACACAAUAUUACAUUAAUUUAUACUUCGGCAACUUCAAAAUUUUUACCAUUAAAUUGGGGGGUAUUAGAUGAAUUUAAGACAAGAUAUAGAAUACAACAAUAUAAUGCUUUGAUCGAGUUACAAAAUAAAUAUGAAGAAAAGACUAAACAUCCUUAUUUUAUUAGUUUUGAACAAAGUGAAUUGACAAUGUCAAAUGCUUUUAAAUUUAUUAAAAAUGCUUGGGAUGAAAUUCCAUUAGACACAAUUAAAGCAAAUUGGAAAAGUUCAGGUAUUAUACCAUCAAAUCUAAUUCAUUUAAAUGAAAAUAUUAGUAUGGCUUUUAAAAAAAAUGAAGCUUUAGAAGCGGAAUUAGAUAAUUUAUGUCAUAAAUAUCGUUGUGUUAAACAAUGGGAAUAUGACAUGUUAUUAGAUUUAAAUAUGGAAAAUAAAAGUGCUAAUUUCUUAAGUAUGGAAGAAUUAGUUGAAAGUUCAAUAAUUGAAAAUAUGGAACCAGGUGAUGAUACUAUUACAAAAAUGACAGGUAAUGAACAAAUAAAAGAAAAUGAUAGUGAUGAUGAUGGAUUAUUGGAUCUUCCUGGAGAAGAAAAUUUAAAUGAAUUAUCAACAAUUAAUAAUAAACCACAAAGAUCAAAUAGUAUGGCAGAUUUUAAUUUUGCAAGAUUUGCGGAUAAUAUUACUAAAUCUAAUGGAUUUUUACCAAACAAUACACAAAAUGAUGAUACAACAAAUAUAUUAACAAAUCCAGCCCUUGUUGAUACAUCAAUGGAUCAAAAUUUGCAAAAAUUCCUUAAUGAACCAUAUUUACAAGAUAUUCAAAACAAUUAUUUCAAUGUGAGUAAUUUGAUUGAUAGACCUAAUUUAUUUCUUCCAGAAACUGAAUCGACUAUACCUGAUAUUGGGAUAGAUUUACCACAAAAUGAUUAUUUGACAAAUGUUUUUGGUAACACCAUGAGUCCAACAACAACAUCACCGAAUACAAAUUCUACUUUACCAAUUAAUACGAAUGUUAUUAAUACUGCAAAUACUAAUUUUGACAGGUCUCCAAUGACAAAUAUAGGAAGCGUAGGAAAUAUUAAUACCUCGACUUCAGGUAUGAAUAAUUCACCAUUGAAUAUGUCAGUAAAUUCUGUUCAAAGUUUCGAUGUACCUGAUUUAAAUCGCAUAUUGCAUGAAAAUCAAGAUAACACAACAAAUGAUCCAAUCCUGGAUACUCAUUCAACUGUUACUUCUAAUGGUUUAAGUCCUACACCAUCGAGAAAUAUCGUAAUAAAUUCAAGGCAAACUAAUAUCGAGGUUGCUAAGGCAUUGUAUACAGUUAUACUACAUUCCGACGGUACUGAUCUAAAUAUUUCAAAAAGUGGUCAAAGUGAACUACGUGCAACUUACAGAUCAUUAUUAAAACAAAUUAGAAAGACAAAACCACAAAACAAUAAAAUCAAAAAGAUGAUUAAUGAAUCAGCACUGGAUAAUAUUUUGAAUCAAUCCAAUCAAAACAUAAAUUUGGAAAAUUCUUCAAAUUUUCUUUAA